Messenger RNA from Chara braunii, 841 nucleotides. The record is from the annotation of a GenBank genome assembly. NCBI's taxonomy places the organism in Eukaryota, Viridiplantae, Streptophyta, Charophyceae, Charales, Characeae.
CAUUAGAUUAAGUCAAUAGGUCUGUCAGUCAGGGGUUAAAAUCUACGUGGUGAGGAGUGGAAUCAUUCUGAUUGGGCACCUAUCACCAUGGUUGAGACCCGUAGUGGGUUAGACAUGAGCCCCUAUAGCAAGGAGCAGCAAGAAAAGAUGGCCGCCCUCAUGAAAGAGAAUAGAGAGAGAAAAGAGCGCGAGAAGCAAGCGAAGCUAAAGGCUAUCGCAGACGAGCAGGCGGCGAAGAUGAAGGAACUGGAGGAGGAGAUGGAGAAGAAGAAGAAGGUUGCUGAAGAAGAAGCAGCAGCAGAGGAAGAAAGAGAAAGAAAGAAGAUUGAGAGUGAAGCAGGGUCUAGUGGCACGAAGGUGGAUAGAGAUGCUGAAAUAGAGAAGAAGAUCAGCGAGUGGGUUGCUAACUUGUCGUUGGGGGAAGAUGAGGAGACGGAGUCCUACGUGACUCAGGAUGAGAGGCAAGCGCUAGCCAAUGAGCUAGCAGCAAUGGAUGAUCCUACGGAAAGGCGAGAACGGGAGGAGGAGCAGAAGUUGGCGUGGAAGUUAAAGGAUGGAAAGGGAGAAGAAGAGGAGGAGAGAGGAGGUGAAUAAAUUGACCGCAGAAGUGGCAAAGGUGCAGGAGUGUAGGAGAGAAGUGGAGGCCCAGCCAGAUGACAAGGCCAAAUGGGACAAGAUAUUGGGCUACCUAGAGGUCCUGAGCAAGGCUUGGAUGGAAGAGCGACAGGCCAGUUGGAGUCAGGACGUGGCGUUGAGUGCCAUGCGGUCCAGAUUUAGAGACUUCGCGCGCGAUAUCGUCACCCACAUCGGGGGCGAAUUCAAACAAAUAAGGGACAAUGUA